Molecule: messenger RNA, 2060 nt
Organism: Mesoplodon densirostris (Blainville's beaked whale)
Lineage: Eukaryota; Metazoa; Chordata; Mammalia; Artiodactyla; Ziphiidae
Gene: RIPK2
Product: receptor interacting serine/threonine kinase 2
Exons: 11
Coding region: 329-1936 (535 amino acids)
Biological process (GO): protein phosphorylation; positive regulation of apoptotic process; positive regulation of canonical NF-kappaB signal transduction
Cellular component (GO): cytoplasm
Molecular function (GO): JUN kinase kinase kinase activity; ATP binding
Source: RefSeq, a predicted model, not a curated record
CGCCUGAGAAGUCUGGGGAGGGAGGAGCUCCGACAGGCGGGCUUGGGUGGCUGGCAGCGCCUGGGAGGGCCAGGUCGGAGAGGGGAAGCUCCUCCCUUGUGCGCCCCGCCGCCGCAGAGUUGACCAGUCUGUAGAAGAGAAGAGUCCGCUCCGGCUCCGGAUAAGCAGCGGCUUGGCGUGGGUUGCGCGGAGAAUGGACGGCCUCGUGACCUAAUGUCCUGCAGGCUGUAGGGCCUGCCGACCGGGCUCGCGCAGGGGGUGGAGCCGCGGGAGCGUCGGGCACUUCCGGAAUCGACCGGCUGCCUGAGUGCCCGCGCCACCCGCUACCAUGAACGAGGAGGCCAUCUGCAGCGCCCUGCCCACCAUCCCGUACCACAAGCUCGCCGACUUGCGCUGCCUGAGCCGCGGCGCGUCCGGCACCGUGUCUUCUGCCCGCCACGCAGACUGGCGCGUUCAGGUGGCCGUGAAACACCUGCACAUUCACACCCCGCUGCUGGACAGUGAAAGAAAUGAUGUCUUAAGAGAAGCUGAAAUUUUACACAAAGCUAGAUUUAGUUACAUUCUUCCAAUUUUGGGAAUUUGCAAUGAGCCUGAAUUUUUGGGAAUAGUUACUGAAUACAUGCCAAAUGGAUCAUUAAAUGAACUCCUACAUAGGAAAAAUGAAUAUCCUGAUGUUCCUUGGCCAUUAAGAUUUCGUAUUCUGCAUGAAAUUGCACUAGGUGUAAAUUACCUGCACAAUAUGAAUCCUCCUCUACUUCAUCAUGACCUGAAGACUCAGAAUAUCUUAUUGGAUAAUGAAUUUCAUGUUAAGAUUGCAGAUUUUGGUUUAUCAAAAUGGCGCAUGAUGUCCCUCUCACAAUCACGAAGUAGUAAAUCUGCACCGGAAGGAGGGACAAUUAUCUAUAUGCCACCUGAAAACUAUGAACCUGGACAAAAAUCAAGGGCUACUAUCAAGCAUGACAUAUAUAGCUAUGCAGUUAUCACAUGGGAAGUCUUAUCUAGAAAACAGCCUUUUGAAGAAGUCACCAAUCCUUUGCAGAUUAUGUAUAGUGUGUCACAAGGACAUCGACCUGACACUAAUGAAGAAAGUUUGCCAUUUGAUAUACCUCAUCGAGCACUUAUGAUCUCUCUAAUAGAAAGUGGAUGGGCGCAAAAUCCAGAUGAAAGACCGUCUUUCUUAAAAUGUUUAAUAGAACUUGAACCAGUUCUGCGAACAUUUGAAGAAAUAACUUUUCUUGAAGCUGUUCUUCAACUAAAGAAAACAAAGAGUGCUUUAAGUGCCGUUCACUUAUGUGACAAGAAGAAAAUGGAGUUAUCUCCGAACAUACCUGUAAAUUAUUGUCCACAGGAGGAAUCGUGUGGAUCCUCUCAGCUCUAUAAAACUAGUGUUUCUCCUGGAACCUCAAGGUCCCUGUCAGCUCCUCAAGACAAUUUUUUAUCUAGAAAAACUCAAGACUUUUCUGUGAUGCGUCAAUGUCCAGUAAAUCAGAGUUGUGACAGUAACAUUUCUGUGGCUCAAAGAGCAAUAUCCUGUGAUCACAGGGCUGCUCCAUGCUCUUUAGCAAUAAUAAAUCCACUCUCAGUGGAGGGAAAUUCAGAGCAAUUUCAGCCUGGUAUAACCCAACAGUGGAUCCAGAGUAAAAGGGAAGAUAUUGUGAACCAAAUGACUGAAGCCUGCCUUAACCAAUCUCUAGAUGCCCUCCUAUCCAGGGAUUUGAUCAUGAAGGAGGACUAUGAACUCAUUAGUACCAAACCUACAAGGACCUCAAAAGUCAGACAAUUAUUGGAUACUAGUGACAUCCAAGGAGAAGAAUUUGCCAAAGUUAUAGUACAAAAAUUGAAAGAUAACAAGCAAAUGGGUCUUCAACCUUACCCAGAAAUACUUGUGGUUUCUCAAUCUCCAUCUUUAAAUUUAUUUCACAAUAAAAACCUAUAAGUAACUAUUUUGCAAGAAGAAAAGUCAGUUCAUAAAAGGGUAUUUUAUAUUUCUUUUGCCUUGAUAAUGUUGUUUUUAUGAGAUUCAUAUGAAUAUUAGAAACUUUAAUGAAGUUUCUUCUUCA